Physcomitrium patens is the source of this 818-nucleotide messenger RNA. Its product is annotated as large ribosomal subunit protein uL5z. The record is from RefSeq and is a predicted model, not a curated record. NCBI's taxonomy places the organism in Eukaryota, Viridiplantae, Streptophyta, Bryopsida, Funariales, Funariaceae. Gene Ontology annotation, molecular function: structural constituent of ribosome. Gene Ontology annotation, cellular component: ribosome. Gene Ontology annotation, biological process: translation.
UAUUCAUCCAAUAUCGUCCGAUAUGUAUCAUCCAUCUACGACCAAGAGCUUGUGAAGAAGAAGAACACGGAUCCGUGUGCGCUCUUUCUCUCGUCUUCGGCCCCGUCGUCGUCGGUAGCGCUGUGAGCAAAAUUUGCCGCUAUGGCUUCAGAAAAGAAGAUGCAGAACUCCAUGCGGGAGAUUAAAGUGCAGAAGCUUGUCCUCAACAUCUCCGUGGGAGAGAGUGGAGACAGAUUGACUCGUGCAUCCAAGGUGUUGGAGCAGUUGAGCGGUCAGUCCCCCGUCUUCUCAAAGGCAAGGUACACUGUGCGAUCCUUUGGUAUCAGGCGUAAUGAGAAAAUUGCAUGCUAUGUCACCGUUCGUGGUGAGAAGGCGAUGCAGCUCCUUGAAAGUGGGUUGAAGGUGAAGGAAUACGAGUUGCUGCGCCGCAACUUCAGUGAAUCCGGAUGUUUUGGAUUCGGUAUCCAAGAGCACAUCGAUCUCGGCAUUAAGUACGAUCCUUCCACAGGUAUCUACGGUAUGGAUUUCUACGUUGUCCUGGAACGCCCAGGAUACAGAGUGGGCCGAAGGAGGAGAGCCAAAUCCCGUGUUGGUAUUCAACACCGUGUCACCAAGGAGGAUGCCAUGAAGUGGUUCCAAGUUAAGUACGAGGGAGUUAUCCUGAACAAAUCGCAACAAAUUGCCUAGAUCUUCAUGUCUGUUGUGUUUGUUAACUCCUAGUCGUUUCACUUUAUUGAGGAUGGAGGCAGGCGAGUCUUGUACCUUCACGUAACUGAAUCUAGCGAAUUCCAACAUGAUACGAAUUCCUGAUACUUAAA